Messenger RNA from Columba livia (rock pigeon), 3589 nucleotides. Its product is annotated as KIAA1143 ortholog. The transcript has 3 exons. The record is from RefSeq and is a predicted model, not a curated record. Lineage: Eukaryota; Metazoa; Chordata; Aves; Columbiformes; Columbidae. The coding region runs from base 91 to 558 and encodes 155 amino acids.
CCACUAGGGCUGCCGUCCCCUGGUGCCCGCUCAGCCCGGAAGUGCGCGGGGGGGGAAGGCGGCAGCGCGGCCUGGUCGCGGGUGGCGGCCAUGAGCAAAAGGAACCAGGUCUCCUACGUGCGGCCGGCCGAGCCCGCCUUUCUCAGCCGCUUCAAGCGGCAGGUCGGGUAUCGGGAGGGGCCCACGGUGGAAACCAAGAGGGAGCAGCUUCCACUUGCAGAUGAUGAUAGUGACAACGAAGAUGAGCAGCCUCAAGUAGUAACACUGAAAAAAGGGGACUUGACUGCUGAGGAAGCAAUGAAAAUUAAACAGCAAAUCAAAGAGGCCUUAAAGUCAAAUGAAUCAGAUGGUGAACCAGAACCUGCUGAUGGAAAAAUUAUGUUCAAGAAACCAGCCAAACGUUCAUCAGAGAAAGUUUUGGACUUCAAUGUAAGUUCAAGUAAGAAGAUGAAAGAGGCAAAGAAAACUAAGAGAGAAGCAACUACUUCUCCGAGUACAGCUAAGCAAAUAAAAAACAGCAGUCUUCUCUCAUUUGAUGAUGAGGAAAAUGAUGAUUAGGAGUUAUAUUUUUUUCUAUUGUACUUAUCCUUCUAUGGAUGUAAGAUUGAGUGUUUUCCUAGAAAUUUAAGCAUGGUGUCUGAGUCUUUUCUUACUUAGUUAUAGUCCAGCUACAGGAACUUAGUAUAAAACUAGCAAGACCUAAGUCUUUGCAGUUCAGAUAGAACUGUGUGAAUAGCAUGUCAUGUAUUUAUUUUAAAAGACAAUUUAACCAUGUAUGUAAAAGUUAUUUGAGGUUGCACAUUAGUAGCAAAAUAUACCUGUACAUAUUCAGCUUAUAUAAAUUUUCAAUCAAUACAUUUUAAAAUGUCCUCCAUUACUAAAAAUGUAUUUCUUUUCUAUUUACUGGCCUAAGUUGGCAGUUGUGUGUUUUUUACCUGUUAUUGUUGGCUUGACAUUCAAAAGAGAGAGACUUCAUUGCUGUGCAACAGGCUGAACUUUUCUGUCUCAUAGCUUAACAAAUGUUUGCACUAACAUUGGCAUGUGUGAUUUGGCAGAUCAGCUCUAUGCAGAGCCCUACCAGUAAAGAAGCCUGCACUUGCUACAGUUAUGUGAUCUUAAUCCUGUGAAUGCAAUCUAAAAAGUAUCAAAUUCAUUUGAAUUGUUUGUGCUAACAAGAUUAAAAAAAAAAAAAUGUGGUUGAUUGUAUCAACUAAUGCAAAAGAAAGAUGCCCAAACCCUUGGAGAUUGUUCAGUUUUGUUAUCACACUGAUGGACUUUGUGGUUUGAUGGUGGGGUUGUUUUUAUUUAAGUAUAUAUUUGUUCCAGUUGGCUACAUAUGUGUUCCUAAUUAUUGGGGAUAUCAAACAUCUUAUUUAAAAAAAAUCAGUUUAAUCUUUAAGCUGUGGAAAAGCAUUAUUUUCUCCAAAUAGGAAACUGCAAGCAGGAAAUUUAAGUCAAGAAAUGUUAUAGCUGUGAUACAAAGUUUUAAAAUUUUUCAGUGACCCAUGUACAGUACACUGAAAGUCACCAUUUCUGUACCAUUUAUGUAAUAGGAUGUGCUGACAUUCAAAAUAACACUGUGAGCUGAUGGAAUUGGGGAGAACAAGGUGGUAGAAGUGGGACUAGUGGCUUUGAAAAAACGUGGAAGCAUGGGCUAUUCUGUAACCAUAUUUAAGCACGACCUGAGACUGCUGCAGAAUUACAGGGUACAAGGCAAGGAAACCAGUUCUGCUGCUGCAUGACAGGACAUUCAAAAUUAUUUGGGCUGUAAAGCUUCAUUGAGGAGCAAAUUAGAAGUUGCUGUGUGAAACGGCUGGUUUUAGUUUGUUAAUCUGGUAUUAAACAAUAAAUUAUGUUUUCUAUAAGUGGCCUAGAGAUAUUUUAAUGAAAAUUUCAGUGCAUAAAAUGCGAUUUUCUGUCACCUGGUGAUGAAGCCUCUUAUGACUGCUACCUGUCUCCGUACAUACCAGCUUCCUGGAUCAUAAGAUCAGAUGCCAGUCUGCAUACUAUUUCACACUAAUUCUGUGAGUGCAUGUUACCCUGGUUUUCAAAAUGAAUGGAUACGUUGUCCUUUCAGAAAAUUAAAACCAGACCUAUAAAUGCAUAUUUAAGUCUUCCUAUAGCGCCAGUCUGAUACUACAACUGCCAGGGAGGUGCAGUGUGACAACCUGAUUAUUCCCAUGAGGACAUGUUACAUAUGUAAAUAUUAAUACAUAAUUUGUAUGGAUUCUGCAUAUCUAAAGAAGAAAACCAAACGUAGGAAGAAGAAAUACAGAAUCAAAGGUUCCCGGGAAUUGCUCUUUCGGUUUAUUUUAUAUACUACAAACUUGUUUGAAUCUAUUUAUAUAUAUAUAUACACACACACACACAUACCCCUGUGAGAAAUCUUAUAGCAUUACAGUAUACGGAAGGAAUAUUUGGACAUAUUUCAACAACUGCCUAAAUACUCUUGACUUGCUCAGACUCAUCUGAAAGAAUGAAUUAACCAUCGACUGCUUCCUUCAACUUUUCUAGUUCUGUUCAUCAGCACAAAAAUAUACUUACAUUUUUCUUGCACAGCCGGAAAGCUUUUCACUUAUGCUGCAAGGCAGUUUAGGAGACGUGGCUAUAAAGAGAUAAAUGCUUGCCAAGAAUCAGAGGGAACUUGGAUUUACCUUAAAAUUAGAGGGGGCCUCCCAAAUAUGCAGCUGAUUUGGCAUGUUCAAAAUAAGAUUGAGGUCUUGUUUGAAUGUGGUUAAACAAAAAUUUCUGUCUCUAGUGAAAGACUUGUGAGACUGAAGUCCGGUAAAAAGAGGGUUACCUCAAAAUAUUGUUUGCAGUACCUUUGCUUAAUCAUGCUCCUUGCCUUGCAACUUCAUGACAGAUGUUUGGAAUGCAAGUAGAUUAAUUGGAUUUACUUGGAAAUAAUACAAUGACAGGCAUGUUGUUCAUCAGGCAACACAGCAGGGAAAUGAGAGGUGGAUACGAAACGCAGUUUAUUUCCGUGAUUCUGACUCCAAUUCAUAGUGCUCUGACCAGUAGGAGACCUUUGUAUUCAUUGUAUUUCACUCCCACUUCACCUAACAAUAACUAAUUGGAUAUAUUUAGCAAGAGGUGUGAGUGAUGCACAAAAGCAUUUUAGUCAAGUAGUCAUGUGAAAAUUCUGUGUUCUUAGUGUGAAACACCAGGAAAAUUACACACGCCAUCAACUCCCUGUGAAACCUGUGACUAAAGGGAACAAUUACUUGUUCAUUUAGGAAAGAAACGUGCAACUGUCUUAAGCAAUCACCUGCCUUAAGCAAUGGGCCAUGGAAAAAAAUAAUCAUCACAACAACUUUCUAAUAAAAGGGAACCCAAAGUGCGUACAUGGAUCAUUGGGCUAGAGAUGGAAUGGACAGCUGUCCUGGGUUUUUCUUCUUGUACUCCCCCCCACCCCCAGUAAUUUUUCCCCCCUUUAGUUAGGGAAUAGUAUAUGUAUUUUCUUCUGGUGGAGCUUGCUCAGCUGAGCGUGAGAGAAGCACCGUGGAGGAGCAACGUGAAAGUAGCUGAGGCUGGUUACUUAAUAAAGGAAUCUUGUACAGUGUUUAUUUAAUAAAACCUUUGAAAUUUC